GCUCGCCAGGGCAGCCUAGGCGGCCCUGGAAUAGCGCCGGGCCGCACAGCACAGAGGACGUCGGAUUCAUGUCUCGGGAGGUGACACAACGGGGAGAGCGCACCUGUGCCGUGGGCAAGCUCGAAGCUAGGGGUGGAGGCUCUGAGAACCAAUCGGCCGGGCAGGCAUUCUGCGUGGGGCGUGCGAGUGCUGGCAGGCGGCGGCGGAAGCUCAGUCUCGUGAUUGCGGGCAAGGUACACUGGGUCGAGGGCGCCGCGGCGCUGGGGUGGGCAAAGGGCCGGGGGUCCUGGUCUGCGGUCGGUGAGAGGGCGUGCGGACGAGCAGUGCCUCGCUGCUGGCUGGCUGGCAGAGUGCCGAGUCCUGUCCCAAAGGUCCUGAGCCAGCCUGGAAAACUGGGGACGCGCGAUUGAGUCACCUGCCUGCCGGCGCACCACGACGUCGAGAUGCACGCCGGCACCGGCGACGGCAGCAAAGGCUCGGUGGGAUGCAGAGGCUGCGAUGUGAGCUGUUGCGGGACGGUGAUGGUGGCCGGCAGAGGUCUAAGACUGAGACGGCGAUGCCAGCGUUGGCUUGGCCAGGUUGUUGCUUGCUCGACUGAUAGACUGCUGGGUGGUGGAUGGAAGGAUAUUCCCAGG
Molecule: messenger RNA, 635 nt
Organism: Microdochium trichocladiopsis
Lineage: Eukaryota; Fungi; Ascomycota; Sordariomycetes; Xylariales; Microdochiaceae
Exons: 2
Coding region: 69-410 (113 amino acids)
Source: RefSeq, a predicted model, not a curated record